Prosopis cineraria is the source of this 1122-nucleotide messenger RNA. RefSeq names its product dual specificity protein phosphatase 1. The coding region runs from base 178 to 747 and encodes 189 amino acids. Lineage: Eukaryota; Viridiplantae; Streptophyta; Magnoliopsida; Fabales; Fabaceae. The record is from RefSeq and is a predicted model, not a curated record. Gene Ontology annotation, biological process: negative regulation of MAPK cascade; protein dephosphorylation. The transcript has 7 exons. Gene Ontology annotation, cellular component: cytoplasm. Gene Ontology annotation, molecular function: protein tyrosine/threonine phosphatase activity; MAP kinase tyrosine/serine/threonine phosphatase activity.
AUAAGGACAUCUUUGCGUGAGGUGAUUGGGCAUCGGAGUCGGAGUAAAACAAGCCAUCUGGCUUGAUUCCGUGAACGAAAGAGUGCCAUCAUCGAAAAUUUUCUCGCACGCAACUUCAUUCAAAGCUUUCUUGGUGAUAAGAAAACUAAGCAGAAGAGCAAUCUCAGCAGACUCAGUAUGGAUGAAGUUAAUGAAACGUUGAAGAAACAAAUGGCAGCACUUUUGCGGGUUAUCUCUGCAGCUAAUUACUAUAAACAGGAUAAUGUUCCUUGCCAAAUCGAAGAGGGUCUUUUCUUGGGUUCGGUUGGCGCUGCAGCUAACAAGCAAGCACUUAAAAACUUGAAUGUUACUCAUGUUUUAACUGUGGCUAAUACUCUGACACCCGCACAUCCUAAUGAUUUUGUAUAUAAAACCAUCAGUGUUGUUGACAGAGAUGAUGCAGACAUAAAACAAUACUUCAGUGAGUGUUUUGAUUUUAUUGAUGAAGGCAAAAGACUUGGAGGGACUUUAGUUCAUUGCUUUGCUGGAAGAUCCAGAAGGAAGCUUGUAGCAGCAUUUCACCGUUCCUGUUUUCAAUAUACAAUUCACAAUGUGACUAUAGUGGUCGCAUAUCUGAUGAAGACUCAUCGAAUGAGUUUAUCUCAAGCCUUGGAGCAUGUGAAGAGCAGACGACCAACAGCAUCUCCCAACCUUGGUUUCAUUCGACAGCUGGAGGACUUUGAAAAAUCUCUUCAAGGUGCGAAUUGAGAAGAUUGUGUGAAUUUGGUUCUGAUUUGUUUUCGGAUACAAAAAUCAAGAGUCCCAGUGCAGAACAGAAAGGCGAUUGGCCAUACUUUGUAAACAUGAAGGUUAGUAAGAUUUAGUGUAAAUCUAGAAAUUGUAUCAAGACAGCAUGAAUUGAGAACCGGAAUGUCAAUGGUUGUAGUCAAUACAUUUGAUAAGGAAGAAUGGGGGAGGGGGAAUAAGCAGGGCAUUGGUCCUUUGGCUCCCGAGGAUCGUCCUAGACAGCAGCGCAUUUUGGACCGUUAUUAAUCUUUAAUGCCGGAGUUUCGGAUUCAAUAUUAGUACUCCUUGUGCUGGAAUCCCUCCUCUUGAGAAGUAGAAGUAUCAUGUUGAAGUGUA